AUGGACGCACCAAAAGAAAAAGAAAACGAUGUUCUGCGGGUCCUGCAGGAAACGCUUCCUCAUCUCGAGCAGACCGCAUUGCCAAAAUCCAGCCCGAUCAAUCGCAUCGAGCAUCCCAUGAUCUGUGUGGAUGAUCAGACCGUGGGUUUCAUCGAAGAGGGGAUAGGCGGUGCCACCACCAGGAAGACCGAGCAUAGUCUUCAGUAA
Molecule: messenger RNA, 207 nt
Organism: Fusarium tjaetaba
Lineage: Eukaryota; Fungi; Ascomycota; Sordariomycetes; Hypocreales; Nectriaceae
Exons: 3
Coding region: 1-207 (68 amino acids)
Source: RefSeq, a predicted model, not a curated record